Molecule: messenger RNA, 3592 nt
Organism: Diorhabda sublineata
Lineage: Eukaryota; Metazoa; Arthropoda; Insecta; Coleoptera; Chrysomelidae
Product: elongation of very long chain fatty acids protein AAEL008004-like
Exons: 7
Coding region: 608-1540 (310 amino acids)
Biological process (GO): very long-chain fatty acid biosynthetic process; fatty acid elongation, saturated fatty acid; fatty acid elongation, polyunsaturated fatty acid
Cellular component (GO): endoplasmic reticulum membrane
Molecular function (GO): fatty acid elongase activity
Source: RefSeq, a predicted model, not a curated record
GGCCCACUAAACACUAUACUAUCUCAUCGUAUCAUUUGGACGAAUUUGUAUACAAAGAAGCAAGACAGAUUUUUGAAUUUUUGUAUUUUUGUCGAAAAACCGAGAUAUUCAUCCCCCAAUUUAUCUGUAAAUAUCUAUUAUUUCCUCAUAUAGUAAUUUGUAGUAUUGCUAUUUCCUUUUAAUCUUUUUAAUCAAUUCCUAUUUUUUAGUUCCUUUUAUAAUUCAUCUAGCAAUGAUUUCUAGGCAUUUGACGUCCUCAAAAUAUUUUUAUUUCACACAAAUAACGUUUACAAAUUUUCCAAUUUUAAAUUUGACUAUAAUUGCUCCCUACCAAUUACUCCCCAUUUUCGUUGCAUUAUCUCUCAUCAAUUAACUUUCAGUUUUGUUUUUAAGUCAAGUUUAAGUUAAUUCAGUAUACGCGCUUUCAUAUUGAUGGUGGGUACUACUUCUACUGGAUGUUGUUGACAUUCUAGUAAAAUUGAUAUUGGACAAAAUUUUUCUGUAUUAUUGGUAUUUGAGAAGUGAUUUUUGUUUACUAGGCUUCAAUUUUAUAUAGUGAAUAGUUAGUGAAAUUUUGUUGUAGUCAAGUUUUUGAAAUCCAGUCAGAAUGUUGGGAAUAUUCAAUUUUAUGGAAGGAUAUAACCAUUUUAUGAAAAUACAUUCAGAUCCGAGAACAAAAGACUGGUUCCUCGUAGGAAAACUUGGACAUUUAAUACUUAUCCUAGUUACUUAUGUGUAUUUCUGUACAAAAAUUGGACCGAAGUUAAUGAAAAACAAGAAGCCAUUUGAAUUGAAGAAGACUAUCCAAAUAUACAAUUUACUACAAGUAUUUGCAAGUGUAUAUUUAUUCUACGAGGGUCUUGCAGCUGGAUGGGCAACAGAUUACAAUUAUACGUGUCAACCACUUGUUCCAGGUGAAAAAGGAAUGAGGAUGGCAAAAGCUGUUUACUUCUACUUUAUUUGUAAAUUAGUGGAAUUGUUAGAUACGGUAUUUUUCAUUUUACGUAAAAAAUAUAACCAGGUGACGUACUUACAUCUUUAUCACCAUACAAUUAUGCCAAUGUGCGCUUGGAUUGGAGUUACCUUUUUCCCAGGUGGUCAUGGAACCCUUUUAGGACUCAUAAAUUGUUUUAUUCAUGUGAUAAUGUACGUCUACUACUUUCUUUCCUCACUAGGUCCACAAUACCAACCAUAUCUAUGGUGGAAAAAAUAUGUUACAAAACUACAAAUGAUUCAAUUCUGCAUCGUUUUCUGGCACAACUUCCAAGUACUGUUCAAAUCUUGCGACUACCCAAAAUUUUUGAAUAUCCUUCUCGCCAGUCAAGCCGCUUACUUCCUGUACCUUUUCGGCUGCUUCUACGUGAAUAGCUACAUAAAAAAUAAGAAAUCCAAGUUAGAUCACGAAGUAAUGACUAAUAGAGUUAGUAGGAACGGCUUACAAAACGGACAAAUCAAAAACAAUUCCACAACAAACGGUCACUUGGUGAACGAUUUUACUUCGGUGGACCCUUUCAAAACCAGUAAAACGAAAGCUAAUUAGAUAGGACAUUUAUCCUUUCUCUUAAUGUAUAUGUGUACAAAGGCUUUUUGAAAAAGGUGUACAGUAAACAUAGACUUCAUUUUUAUAAAUCUGUUGUAACUAAUUAUAGAGGGAUUUUAUGUUAUUAUAGAAUCUAAAAAUUAUGAUUGGAUUAAAAGUUAAAAUAUAAAUUAUACGUAUUAUAUAUUUAAUAUGAGAUGAAAUUUUUUGACAGAGUUGGAAAUACAAAUUUCUGAAUAUUAUUCUCACUCAUAUUGACUUUUUCGACUUUUAUAUGGAUUUGAUUGACGUACUUUGAUUCUUGAUGUGACUGAUUCUGACUACGUGUUCAUUACACUUUUUUCUAUUUCAAAACCUUAGUCUACGUCUUAUGUGACAUUGUUCGUGUCAGCUACAAUUCAAUUGCUAAAAAUCUUAUUUCUCUUAAAUACUGGUUUUAGACUUAAUACACUCGUAGGACUGUUUCAAAUCAUAUCGAAGAAGGAACAUAAUGAGGAAAUUAAUUGUUUCUUAAUUUCGACAUUUGAAUUAUAAAAAUAUACACACAACAUUUUUUUGUAUUCAUUAUACACUUACGGCAUAUAAAUUUGUGUAAGAAAUGGGACGUAAUUAUCAUCCGAUUCGCAGCUGAUGAAGCAGAAAACUCCAACUAUAAAGUGAACAGGAAUUAUAUCAAAGAAUAGCAGUAAUGGACGUAUGUUUAUAUGGGACGUAAACUCGACUCUAAAGGCUCUCAACAGUUGGGAUCAUGCAUUUAUUUCAUAUAAAACUUUUGUCAAAUUUAAUUUUGAUCAGUGCUUUUCCGCUUUUUGUUUGCCCUGACUAAGAUUUGCGCUGAUGCAGGAAGCAAAAAAAAAUUAACCUCACAUUUUCAUACCUAAAAACUAACAAACAAUUAUAAAAGGUACAAGAUAAAACAUCCUUUCAAAGUUAUCGAAUUGCAACGAUCUGCUUCACAACAAAUUACUGUAGGCUGACAAUAAAAAUUAAAUCAUAAAAUUUCCACCCAAAUCAAAAUGGAGUCCAGAUAUUAAAGUUUAUGGAAAAAUCUGCAUAAGCUAUUUAAUAAAUUCAACUAAAUAGAUGAUAGAACUUCUGCAUCUAGUCCCAGAGCUGGCUACAUAAAACAGCAUCGAUGAGGUACACGACGUUAGGGGUUGGAAACGGAGGGUCCGUAAUUAGAACAUCACCAAACGGCAUUUCUAGCACUCUGUACAGGUCGGAUAUGAAAAUACCCGCCGGUUUUCCCGGGCGAAAAAAUGGGCUGGAAAACCUCAUAUGGUACACGAGUAAAAACUGUUGGAUCGUGGGGUCCGAACCUCAAAUAAGAACGCUGUAAUAACGCCAGAAGUGACCAAAAGUGCCGGAAAAUUGGUCCGAAAAACCCGAUAUAGUACACGAGUGAAACCUUGUGGAACGUGAGGUCGGACUCUCGACUAAUAGCAGUGUAAUAGUGCCAGAAGUUUUGCAGGUCGGGAAACCCUCUCCAGAAGCGACCGAAAGUGCCGGAAAAUUCAUCCGAAAAACCUCACGUGGUACACGCAUCUGCGCUCUCUCCCUCUCUCUCUCUCUUCGAGGUCAGAUGAUUAGGUUAGGUCAAGCCGAUGUCAAAAAUUUUGACCUGCUCGGGUAAAAAUUUUUAGGGUGGGUCGUACAGAGAGGGUCAUUCUCUAUCUGUGAAAGGCUACGGCAAUUAAAAGUUUUCGCUCAUAACCUUAGUUUCUUUGCGAAUCAAUAAUGGAUUUUUUGUUUUAAACACAACAUUUUGAAUUUGUUAUCUAAGAAAUUUUAUUCAAUUAUAUAUUGUUAAUACAGCUCAAAUCGAAUCCUUAUAUUAUUAUAUUGCGUGCAAAAAAUGUAGCAAUGAAUUAAAAAUGAAAUGGGCGCGUUAAAUGAGCGAACACGUGAACGGAUUUGUGAGAAUCGAGCAUCAUCUUACCCCAACCAACAAUAUAAACAUUACUGAAUGACUUUUCGCAGACAUUUUAAAAAGAAGUUCAUGAAAAUCGAUUAAUAAUUAGCGCUGUAAAUGAAUUAACAAAAAUUAACAUU